AUGCUUUCAGUGCGGUCCGCUCUUCACAAGAGCAGCGGGGCCAUUCGCCUACUCGAAGCGCAUGAUCGGUCUUCUACAAAGGUCAUCCGGGAGAGAAACAAUAGCAAAGAUUGUUUCGAGGGUAUCUGGAUCAGCGGUCUGACUCAAACCACUUACCUCGGAAUCCCCGACACCGAGAUCGUAUCGCCUCUCUACCGCGCAAUCUUGCAGGCGACAAACAUCAAAACACUAUGGCCAAGCGAUCGACCGAUAUGCGCAGCCUUUGAUGCUGACAGUGGGGGACCUAUCAGUGAUAUCCCGGCAUUGGUGGCGGUUCUUGUCACCAUUGGAGUCUCCAUGGCGGUCAUUGAGGACAAGGAAUUGAAAGCCCCGGGCAAAAAAGUCAAUUCUCUCUUGACAGCAAAUGGAUCUCAGUCGCAGGCAGACCCGGCGGACUUCUGCAAAACAAUCCAGACAUUCAAGGCGUCUGCGCAGUGUGCUGACUUGAUGAUCACUGCUAGGAUUGAAUCUUUCAACGUACGCAUCGUGAAAGAUGAUCCAAUUGAAGAAGCUGCCUCCAUCAAGGCAUCUCUCGAGGACGCAUUAUCCCGCGCUGAGAUGUACACAAAAGCAGGCGCCGACGCCAUUAUGAUUCACAGCAAAAGUUCUAGUCCCACGGAGGUUCUCGAUUUCUUGAAGCGAUUCCGUGAAAGAGACCAAGUCACACCCCUUGUGGUAGUUCCCACUACCUACGCAACCACCCCCCGGAAAUCCCUUGUCGAUGCCGGUGCAAAUGUGAUCAUUUAUGCGAAUCAUUUGAUGAGGGCCAAAAUACAUACAAUGGAAGAAGUUGUGAAUUGGGAAUGCAUCGCGCCCCGGAUAUGUUUGCCGAUGACAAAGAAGCAGCGGCUUGCGUCGAAGCUAAAAACUACGGUUGCCUCUUGCGGAUUUUACUUGACCGAGAUCGCGUGGAUGGGGAGAACUGGAAAAUAG
This is a messenger RNA of Penicillium cosmopolitanum, 972 nucleotides long. Its product is annotated as phosphoenolpyruvate phosphomutase protein. The record is from RefSeq and is a predicted model, not a curated record. The transcript has a single exon. Gene Ontology annotation, molecular function: catalytic activity. Bases 1 to 972 code for a protein of 323 amino acids. NCBI's taxonomy places the organism in Eukaryota, Fungi, Ascomycota, Eurotiomycetes, Eurotiales, Aspergillaceae.